Molecule: messenger RNA, 2320 nt
Organism: Symsagittifera roscoffensis
Lineage: Eukaryota; Metazoa; Xenacoelomorpha; Acoela; Convolutidae
Product: cyclin-K-like
Exons: 1
Coding region: 7-1962 (651 amino acids)
Biological process (GO): regulation of transcription by RNA polymerase II; positive regulation of DNA-templated transcription, elongation
Cellular component (GO): nucleus; cyclin/CDK positive transcription elongation factor complex
Molecular function (GO): cyclin-dependent protein serine/threonine kinase activator activity
Source: RefSeq, a predicted model, not a curated record
UUUGACAUGCCGAGUUGGUAUUAUGAAAAGGGCGACUUAGCCAAGACACCCUCAAUAAAAAAUGGACUCAAUCUGCUGCAAGAAAGGACCUUUCGCAAGGAGGGUGCCAGUUACAUCAUGGAACUCGGAAAUUACCUGCAACUUCAUUAUGUCACUUGUGCUACUGCGUGCACAUAUUUUCACCGAUUUUACAUGUUUCAUUCGUUCAGCGAGUACCCGAGAUACCUUACUGCGACUGCCUGUCUGUUUUUGGCAGGGAAAGUUGAAGAAACGCCUAAGAAGUGGAAGGUAGUUUGGAAAGCAGCCACGGAGAUUUUGAAGCAAGAUCAAAUGGUCGGAUUUGAAGGUUUUGAUCACAAAUUGCUCACUUAUGAACGAAUUCUGCUGCAAGCUAUUCAAUUUGAUUUAAUCGUGGAGCAUCCGCACCAAUAUAUAACCAAGUACGCCAAAACGUUAAAGGGGUCCAAAGAAAAGGUUGAAAAGUUGGUUCAAAUUGCGUGGAAUUUUGCAAACGACAGUCUAAGAACAACCUUGUGCUUAGAGUGGGAACCUCCAAUAAUAGCCAUUGCAUUUUUGCAGCUAGCAGGAAAAUUUAAUAAUGUAGAUUUAAACGCCAUGCAAGGUGUAAGCGAUCGCAGAAACUGGUGGUUUAAUAUUUUUGACGACCUCAGUGUAGAUUUAUUAGAUGACAUUUGUCAUCAAGUAUUGGAUCUGUACAAUGACAGUAAGUCUGGAAGUAAAUUAAAGCAAGACGUGAAGAAGAAACGACAUUCAAGUAAAAUUUCGACUCCUACUUCCCAAACAGGAGUAAAAUCAGCGCCUCAAAAUGGCCGAGAAAAAUCAGCUGAAGAUCCUUUGAGAAAGAAAAGCCGCCACUCAAAGACUUCUGCUGCAAAAUCGUCAGCGUCGACCCCGCAAGGCAAGCAAACCGUUUCAAAUCACGGCAUAACUCCCAAAGUUGAAUCACAGACACCAGUUCAAGUUACACCCCAAACUGUUGCAGCUCAGCCAACAGUUUAUUUUGCUGCAACGCCAGCAUCGUCGUCCAAUAGUCAGACAGUUAUCGUUUACUGUCAACCAGGGUCUUCUGGAUACCAACUUCCCACUGGAACAAAUUCCGUUUUCACCAUGCCCAAAAUGCCAACAGGAAAUGAAGUAGCUAAAACGGAACCAGGAACAUCAAUAAGUUACAAUAACCAACAAGUCAUGAACGGGUUCCAGCCGAAUGUUUUCUAUCCAAUGUCUUCUAAUUUACAGAUGCCCCAACCUCCUCAAGCGCCGUCUAGUGUAGCUAAUAAUCAAAUAUCAACGAAUUCGCCAGGAUACGCCCAUGGCUCAAAUGGGAUCAAUCCCUCUGCAGUGCAACAACCAUCAUUCCCUCAUCAACAGAUACCUUUCACUCAAGUUCCACAGUCUACUAUGAGUUCACAGAGCUCAAUGAUGAUGCCUCAAAUGAAUCAUUUCAACCUUAAGCCAAACCGCUACCCCCCAAAUCAUACACAGGCACAACAUCAUCAAAUGGGAUCCAACUCACCUUACACGGUACCUGUACCUACCCAAAACAACCAUCUUAAUGGAUCCAUUUCCAGCGCGCCUCCCAGCUCGUCAAUUACAGGCUCGCCCAAUCAACCCCCGUUUUCAAGAAGUAGCAGCCAGUUGUAUCAAAAUACGGCAACACCAACGGGAUCUUCAGAAAAGCUCUCAGUGAACCCUUAUCAACCUAGUGUGCACCCGAGUAGCCAUAGCAAUGAAAGUGGCGGAAGGUACAUGAAUAACAAUAAUUAUCACCACUCUUCAAACCACUCCAGGGACUCCUCGGGAUCUCAUCAUUCGGGGUCCCAUGGACACCCAAGGAAUGGGUCUAAACACUCGGCUGACAGCCAUAGUUAUCAUCACCAGAGUUGGAGCAGCAGUAGAUCCCACGCUACCUCUACCCAUUCAGCCGAUAGAUGGCAUAAGUGAAACUGAACUGCUUUUUAUUUUUACUGUCCGUGGAGUUGAUUCAAAAAUUACUCACAACUCGCAGUUUCAGGGUGUCUUGCAAUUUUCAGGUUUACUUUUCUAAAUGCACAUUUAUCUCGUAAAUGUUAGUAUAGCGAUUGUCACUUAGAUAGUGCUGAGCACACUUUUAAAGCAAUGAGCGUAAAAGAAAGCAAAAAAAAUGUGACUGAAUUUUGCAAUGACACUCAAAAAUGGUGCUUUUUUGGUUGAGUUUUGUUGUUUUGAGUUCAAAUUUCAGACUCUUAAUGCAAUCGGAUUUAGUAGCCGAAGUCGUAUGUAUGGUAAAUAAACUCUGAUCAGAUCGUGUAAACAAUUUAAU